Messenger RNA from Chrysemys picta bellii (western painted turtle), 4579 nucleotides. The record is from RefSeq and is a predicted model, not a curated record. NCBI's taxonomy places the organism in Eukaryota, Metazoa, Chordata, Testudines, Emydidae.
UCCUCCUGUUCUUCUUUUUGUGAUUAGACUGGGGCGGUGUUACAGCAGUUGAACAGCUUUAUCCUCUCAGUAACCCUGCAGCAAGCGCCCCCCAGAGGGAGAUCUGGCUAAUCUCACCUGUAACUCCGCCUCUCGCACAGCCGCUGCUCCAGUCCAGGAUCCCACAGCCGUCUGAGGCCAGAGAACGGGGCACCCAAGUCCUAGGUAGUAAAGUUAAACGCAGCCCAUAAAGAUGCUGCAAGGCUCCCCAUUUACCCCCAGACAAAAGGGCCCUUGGUUUGGCUUUGCAUUGCGGAUCCCAAUCAGUGCCUUUGAUCUGCAGGGUUAAAAGGAAGUUGGCUGUUAAUAUUUUUCAGCAGCGGCGGCGCCGACGUCCCGGAGAGAGCUAUGGGCUAUUACAUGACCAUCUGCAUAAAAUAUUGGAAUCGUAGCCAUGAAAAUGAGCAGCGCUUUCAUUCCUGUACGCUCUGGAGAAUGACCAUGCAGCUUGGAGACGAGCAUAAAGGAAGGACCCAGUCCUGCCCUCAUUCAAAGACAUGGCGGAACUCCUAUUAACUUCAAUGGGAGCAGGAUCAAGCCCCAAGAAUGAUUCUGAGUGUAAAGAUAAGUCAAUUGAUGGAAAAUAUCUUGUGUAGCGUCAUAAAAGUCACCAGUUAAAUAUUCAAAACAGGUUGCAUUUGAAUGUUGCCAACUGGUACACGCACAAAAAGAGCCAAACAUCUGCCAAAUAAUAAAAAUAGAACCAAGGUGACUUUUAAUAAAUAAGACAGUAUAAGCAACAAGUUCAGCAGGUGGCUGUUAACUGUUGUAAUAUUCAUUAUACCUGGAAGUCAUCCAAAUUGUAAAUAGGAUAAGUAAGCACACUUCCUGUAGGAUGUGCAUGAAACCUGUCAAUUUAUUUAAUAUUAUACCUUUGUUCCAACUGACUAGUUUGUGCCCCUUUGCACACUCUACAUUUAACACACAAUCUUUUGGCUGAAACAGUUGCUCUAAUAGAUUUAAACUGCAUUUAUAACUGUAACUGGUGUUUAAAUUUGUAAACAAAACAAACCAGAUACAUCAGGGGAUGCUAAAAGUCUGACUCAGCUGUCAUUUUUAAUUCCAUAUAAUAUACAAUAGGUUGUGUGCUCUCUGACAACUUACCAUUGUAAUUAUGAUUUGACAAUGGGCAGAUUACAAAGAAAAAGGCUUGCAUAUAAAACACCUGCAGUGUCUGGAGAAUGGAAAUAUGGGGCCAGGGAUGAAAUAGCUUCAUGUCUUAACUUGCCCCAUUUCUGAUGCACAAUGAAGGUGAAUCACUCAAAAGGAGAGAGAGAGGGGGAGAGAGAUUUAAAAUGAAAAGUAAUGCCAGAAAAAAAUACAACACUUUUCUUUUUAAUUUUCAGGUGAAUUUAAUCCUAGUGAAAGAAGGUGUCCUACUGAGACUUUCAAAAAAACUAAUUAUCCCCAUGACAGACAUUGUGGAGCCAACCCUAACCGAGCUUUGGAAAAUGUGUGAACAACAUCUUUUGUGGGGGAGACCUGAUGGCAAUUAGACGAUACUUAUCUGGGCCUUUGAUGUUUGUUUACACAAACAACAUUUUCCUUGGGACUCCCUUUAUAAAAGAAGCAACCCAGAGAGAGGCAUUCUCUGACUCUGCUGCUCAAAAAUCCAUCCUCCCCUAGUUUGUGUUGAAAUAGAAGACCGCCAGGAUGACCAAGGCCCCUUUCUCUGUAGAGUGGCUUUCCCAGAGCAGCCAGGACAGCUAUGAACCACAGCAAAGGCCCAGUAGCUACGCAGAAGGCACUCAGGGCAGGACUUUUGCAUCACAUGGAUUGCUCACCCGGGUCGGAAAUCCAGUCUGCAACUCCAGAACAAACCCACAACCGCACCAAACCGCAAGCCAAACAGGGAAGAAGGGUGAACGUAUAAAGACCCCGGACACCUCUUCUAAGAACGACCCCAGGAGUGAGAAGCUUUUUGAUUCUUCCUCCUCUAUAGCAGCACCAGCCGCAGCCAAGCGGGCGUGGAGAGCCGCGGAGUCCGGUUCCGACUGGGAGGGCGGCCGCUCGGAGUGCCAGUCCCCCGAGGAGCCCGGCGGCAGGGGCAGCCGCCGCUUGCGCACCGCCUUCAGCGUGGAGCAGAUCAGCACCCUGGAGAGCUCCUUCAAGCGCCACAAGUACCUGGGCUCAGCCGAGCGCCGCAAGCUGGCCGCCAAGAUGCAGCUGUCCGAAGUGCAGAUCAAGACCUGGUUCCAGAACCGGCGCAUGAAGCUGAAGCGGCAGCUGCAGGAGAUGAGGCCGGAGCCCUUCUACAGCCCCGUCCCCUUCGGAGCCCGGGCCGGGACUCUGCCCCUGCACUACGUCUACCCGGCUCAGCAGCAGCUCCUGGCUCACCUCCCCAGGCAGGAGGCCGUACCCGCCAGCUUCGCCUUCCCAGCACUGCCAGCCUCUGCCCUGAGCCCCGCCAGCACGUUCCGGGGGGAGCCUGGCUUUUGGCAGGCGCCCUGCUUUGUGGGCUACAGAGACUCCGGGGCCUUCUUGCUGCCCGUUUGAACCCGCGGGGCUGGCCUGUGACUCAGAGAAGGAUUUGCACUAACGCUGGCUCUGCGGAGUCGCCUAGGCGUGCAACUGCCUGCUGUGUUUGUGAUGCGAUCUCCCCGUACAUAGCGACAAUAUUUUAUACGGACACUUACAUGCGGAUAAUGGGGCCGAGUAUAAAACCAAACACUUACCAGCUUUCACUCUAUUUCUUUGCACAAAUCAUCGGAGCCCUUACUUGCCAUAACCGUGAACACAGCCUCUUUCUUUCUUUCCUUCCUCCCUCCCUACUAAAUUCAGGAUGUCAACUAAUCUGCAAAGCCCUGACCCAAACCCAACCCUUCCCUUCCAUGGGACCCGGAAUAGGCUCCUAUCUAGAUUUGCAGUUUGAGCUGGUUGAAUAGACUCUGCUUGGAGACCACCUUUUAAGGAAGUGGGUUGAGAGUUUAAGAAUAAUAACCGGGAGAAACUCAAUACCCUGCCAAACCACCCAGCAGCCAACAGAGUGUUGAACCUUGCAGUAUGCACACAGUGGGUGAAAUCAUGUGCUCAUGGCAAAAUUCCCAUUGACUUCAAUGGACUUGACUGCGUCCAGGCUUUCACCUUGUGUUGAGUUUUAGUGCUGCUGCCUGAUCCUUAUUACAGAGGCUCCUAUACGUGCCCUGUUCUAGUUAAAACUGUUACUAUUAUAGACACUCCAACAUUAUCCAAUUUAAAUCACUAGAAGUUAAAUCCUAGGUCAAUUGAAGUCAAUGGCAAAACUCCUACUGAGUGACUUCAGUGGGGCCAGGAUUUCACCAUAGGAAGUUUGCUACUGACACAAACAGGAACAAGAUUGGGCCCUGUGUCUUCAACUACUCCCUGGGUGGCUCUGCUUCUAUUUUAUUUAAUCUGACAGCACUAAUAUAUAAUGACCAUAGGAUUCAUUUUCAGAUUUAUUCAUGCAUCUCAAAUAAGGUGUUAAUAUUAGGGAAAUCAGCUUCCUACAUUUAAGCAUACAAUGAUAAGUCUAAAAGAUCUGUCCAAAUUAGGGCCUGCCGCUCUUAUUAAUAUGAAAAGCAGAUAGCUGCACCGGUAGGAUUACUCUUGUAACCUUGAGCAAGGGCUUUCAGGAUCAGGCCAAUCACAGUAGUGACUGACCUGGAGGAACUGCUAUGUUUUGCAAGAUCAGAAAGGAAUGGAAGACAGAUUUACAUGAGAGGCCCUGAUAGUCUGUGGUGGAACAAGUGUGACACUGACAAAACUACAUAUAUGUGUGCAUAGCAGACUGGCUGGUGCACAUUACCUUUUAAUAUUUAUACACUAGUGCUACAUUUUAAAUGUAUUUUUGUGUUAGCCAACCAAUUAUUGGGGAAUACCUUUUAAAAGACCCACCCAAAAUGUCUAGACAAAUUAGAUAGGCAAUUAGUAGGCAUUUUUUAAAAGUAUAAAAUUUUAACUCCCCACCCUGAAAAACACUACCCAGCCCUUUAAGAUUUCUUUGAUACCAAGUACCGUGAAAGGGUACUUGUCCUUUUGUUUGCUUUUGUUUUAACAAAUUAACAGGCAAGAAUAAAUAAUCAACAAAGUGUAGUUAAAUGACAAUGUUAAAAAUAUAGAUGUACUUGGAAAUGUUGUGCCUCUGGGAAGCCUUCUGAAAAAUAACACCAUUACUCACAUGAACUGAUCCCACCCAGACUAAUCCAGAUUUACGUUUCUAUUUACUCUCAUCAUUGAUCCAGCCUUGCAACUUCUUCAUCAGUUUAGACUCCUGUCAGUCCGGGGUCCCACCAUAAUAAUACUCGGAAACUCCAUAGUAUCAACCAGGUGUAAGGUUGCCUACAAUAAAAUCCAAAGAUAAAAGUAUUGGUUAGUCUGGCCCAUUUAUAUUUUGCUGUGAGAUUCACUGUUGUUGUUGUUUUUAAUUUAAAUACUACUACUACUUUAAAAUAAUUCACACUCGGCAAGGGCCCAUUGGCAGCCCAUGGAAAUCAAUGGAAAUGGGGGAGGGAGAUAAACUGGAACAGGGCUGCCCAGAGGAUUCAGGAGGCCUGGGGCAAAGUGGGGGAGCUGCGGGGCU